GGGUCCAGUCUAGGACUCGCUCGAGGCCGUGUAGACUUGGCCGGCUUGGAGGCUGGGCCUCGGUUCCGGCCUUAGCUUAGACGAGGCCCGGUGAGUCUGGACCCGGAAAGGGUGGAGCCUCUGAGCUCAGACCCGGAAGCGACCGAGACGUUUCCAAGCCUAGACUAGGAAACCAGGUUGCUGGGAUCCUAGGCCGGAGAGUCCGCAAAGUGCAUCUCAGCCCAGCGGAGAAGGCCGUGGUGGGGCGGGACCCGGGACCUGAUGUAGCAAGGGCGGGGUUCCACUGCGAUCGCCAGGCCAGCGGGAGGCGGAGCGGCGGGGAGCGCUGUGGCCCGGAUGUUCGGGCGCUGCGUUCGGACCGGCUGAUCCCCGGGCUCCUGUGGAGAACCUAGCCUGGCCAAUGGCUGUCGUCGAUAUUCAACCAGCAUGCCUUGGCCUCUACUGUGGGAAGACCCUGUUAUUUAAAAAUGGCUCAAGUGAAAUCUAUGGAGAAUGUGGGGUGUGCCCAAGAGGACAGAGGACAAACGCACAGAAAUACUGUCAACCUUGCACAGAGUCCCCCGAACUCUAUGACUGGCUCUAUCUUGGAUUUAUGGCUAUGCUUCCUCUUGUCCUACAUUGGUUCUUCAUUGAGUGGUACUCAGGGAAAAAGAGCUCCAGCGCUCUCUUCCAGCACAUCACGGCGCUGUUCGAGUGCAGCAUGGCAGCCAUCAUCACCUUACUCGUGAGCGAUCCAGUGGGCGUCCUGUACAUCCGUUCCUGCCGAGUACUGAUGCUCUCUGAUUGGUACACGAUGCUUUACAACCCGAGUCCAGAUUACAUCACCACAGUGCACUGCACUCACGAAGCAGUCUACCCGCUAUACACUAUCGUGUUUGUUUAUUACGCAUUCUGCUUGGUGCUGAUGAUGCUUCUCCGGCCUCUGCUGGUGAAGAAGAUCGCCUGUGGACUAGGGAAGUCUGAGCGGUUCAAGAGCAUUUAUGCCGCUCUUUACUUCUUCCCCAUUCUGACCGUGCUGCAGGCCGUUGGUGGAGGCCUCUUGUAUUAUGCCUUCCCAUACAUUAUAUUAGUGUUAUCUUUGGUUACUCUGGCUGUGUACAUGUCCGCUUCUGAAAUAGAGAACUGCUAUGAUCUCCUGGUCAGGAAGAAAAGACUCAUUGUUCUCUUCAGUCACUGGCUGCUGCACGCCUAUGGAAUAGUCUCCAUCUCCAGAGCGGACAGGCUUGAACAUGACCUACCGCUUUUGGCUCUGGUGCCGACCCCAGCUCUGUUUUACCUGUUCACUGCAAAGUUUACUGAACCAUCACGGAUACUCUCAGAAGGGGCCAAUGGACACUGACUAUAAUAUGCCAAAAAAACACGAAACAACCCCAAAUCAACCAACCAACCAACCAAACAAAACAAACAGAAAAACCCUAAAAAGUAUUCUUAAUAAAUUAAAGAAGAAAUUAAAAUGUAUUAAUAGCAUUAGGUCAUACAUGGGAACAAGAGUGUCUGGAUAUCUUUUUUUUUUUUUUUUUUUUUUUUAGGAAUGUACUAAUGUCUUUAUUCAAAAGUACAAUGUCUGGAUAUCUUAAUGCUUGUUUUUUAUCUUUUGAUUUAACGGACCUUGUGAUUAGACUUGGAAAUUGCACAGCAUCAUGGCUCUGUGCUCUGCAUAUAUUAUCUAUCACACUGGAAGCCCGAACAGGAAGUUUCAGUUGCUUUGGAGCACAGCCGUGUUUCUGUGUACCUGUGCUAUUGGGAGUCUCCCGGCUUCGUGUGAAAACCUUUUAUCAAGUAUAUUCGGAACUCCUUUGCUGUGACAUCAUUAUUCCUGCUUGUGAUCUGUGCGUUGACUUUCCCCUGUAAGGAAUUAUGAAGGCAAGCAUAUUUGUGGAGUGUGAGGUCAACUACAGAAGCAAAGGAGGUUUUUGUCAAUGUCUAUUUAUUUUCACCAGUACAGUAUUUUAGUAAUAUUACAAAAAUAAAGCGUAAUUUAUAUGAGCUUUCUGUUUAUAGACAGUUUGGUUGAAGACGUGUUCAGAUUAUUGUUCCUGUAAAGAAGAAAACAAUAAAGAGUUUAACUGUAAAAUAACUCAGUGUUCUGACAGUUGAGUCUUUUUUGCCAUAGUGUUUAUGGAAGUAAUUAAAAAUGUUAAGUAUUAAGAUUAAUAUCUCUUUUGUCUACUGAAUAAAUACACAUACUCUCAUCCUCUCGUAUUUUAUUUCUUAAAAUAAAAUACCUAUACCACA
Peromyscus eremicus (cactus mouse) is the source of this 2235-nucleotide messenger RNA. It is a transcript of the gene Jkamp, whose product is annotated as JNK1/MAPK8 associated membrane protein. The transcript has 7 exons. NCBI's taxonomy places the organism in Eukaryota, Metazoa, Chordata, Mammalia, Rodentia, Cricetidae. Gene Ontology annotation, biological process: response to unfolded protein. Gene Ontology annotation, cellular component: membrane. Bases 401 to 1339 code for a protein of 312 amino acids. The record is from RefSeq and is a predicted model, not a curated record. Gene Ontology annotation, molecular function: ubiquitin protein ligase binding.